Messenger RNA from Galendromus occidentalis (western predatory mite), 3200 nucleotides. RefSeq names its product glutamate receptor 3. The record is from RefSeq and is a predicted model, not a curated record. The transcript has 16 exons. Bases 1 to 2802 code for a protein of 933 amino acids. Gene Ontology annotation, cellular component: membrane. Gene Ontology annotation, molecular function: ligand-gated monoatomic ion channel activity. Lineage: Eukaryota; Metazoa; Arthropoda; Arachnida; Mesostigmata; Phytoseiidae.
AUGAGAGACGCAGCGGACGACAAUAAAGGAACGCCGAAAUACGGCAAAGGGAAACGCUGGAGUACGGUGAAGGUACUUCUGCAGGAUCGUCAACGAUGCAGAGGUACAAGAACUAUCCUACUGCCAAAACAAGAGGUCACAGAAGGAAUCAUCAAGUACGCCCUCAAGAACUUCGACAGUAAAAUCAUGGAGGUGGAUAUGAUCGUCAAGAAACUCUCCAGAGCCGAUCAUUUGCAAAUAGUCACGGCAGUCUGUCAACUGAUGAGGGAAGGCGCGCUGGCGUUCGUCAUACCACCGGGCUCGCCGGCGGUGAUCCGCGAAAUGCUCACUUCUUUCUCGUCCCAUUAUCACAUUCCUCUCGUCAGCAGUCAGCUGAUUUCUCUAACUUCGUCAAGUUCAUCGUCAUCAUCGUCGUCAUCCGCCUCGUCCCUGUCAUCGCCCUCGAGUUCAAACUCGCUCUCGGCCUCGUCGACGACUGCCGCAUCGACGUCCGAGUUCGGCAUUAGUACGUACGUUCCUCUCUCCGACACCGUUGCGUCGCUGUUACGGCGUUACAAAUGGCAGCAGGUUGCCUACAUUUUCGACGAUCUGGCAUCACCAGAUAUUUUGGAGGCGAUACAGAACUCUGGAGUGAAGAUCUCGAUGACGAUGAGGGUCAAAACAGAAGCGGAAGCCAGCGAUGCAGUAUUGGAACUUUCGUCAUUGGGUCGAUUGCGACCUGACAGCAUCGAGAAGAUCGUGCUGAAUGUCAAUAAGCUCAGUCUGGUGAAGACUGUGCUGUCAGGAAUGAUCGGUGAGGUGAAGAGCUUCAAGAACCUCAAGAUUCAAUUCAUGCUCGCUAACCUGGUUACGGACGACUUUUGGCAGUACAUCCGAUUCCGUGAUGCCGGAAGCAGUCUCAAUGUGACCGCCUUCCGGCUAGUGGACUCGGAGCUCCCGCAUGUCACUCGCUUUCAGAAGCAGAUGAUGCAGAAUCCAAACUAUAGAACGUCAUUCCACAACCAAGGAACCGAGAGCUAUCUGUUCCUGGACGCCGUCAACGCGCUGCUCAAGGACUACGAGCGAGCGCUCAAGGACAAACCCAAUCUUCUCGACAACGACCUUGUCGAUGACUCCAAAGGGAGAAAGGGCUUCAGUUGUAUGGAGCAGUCACGUGUCUUCGAACAAGGCGAAUACCUGGCCGGCCUCCUCAAACAGGUGAAACUGCCGGAAGGUCAGACGGGCCCGGUCGAAUUCCUCGCCGAUGGUAGCAGACUCCAACCCAUCAUCAGCGUCAUCCACGGCUCCCAUCUGGGCCAUGUGAAAUUGGGGAGCUGGUCCCCGAAAAAAGGCCUGACCCUCACCGACAAGCCCGAAGCUCUCCCACAGAUCAAAGCUCCUGGAGCCAUCACACCUGCAAAAGAAAUUUCCGUAGGCGGAGUUCUGAGUCCACCGUAUCUUAUGCUGGAACGCGGCAGCGACUCCGACUACAGCGGAUUCAUUCCCGAGCUGCUCGAGGCGCUGGCAAGUGUCGUACCGUUUGCGUACAAAAUCCACGCUGUCUCCCACACCGGCGGCCGAACCGAUAACGGCUCGUGGAGUGGUCUCAUGUCUGAAGUUAUAAACAAGAAAGUGGAAAUCGCCAUCGCUGACAUCCCCCUGACGGCGGAGAGACAACAAUUCGUCGAAUAUACUCAACCCUUCUUGAUGGACGAUCUUGCCGUAGUGGUGUCGCGGAAGUCACAUGCAGGUCGGCCUUCGUUGAUGGCGUUUUUCUUCAACAUAUUCUCAUGGCAGCUGUGGCUAUGCAUUCUCGGCAUAUACUCAACGUUCGUCGUGCUCGCGUAUUUUCUGAACAGGAUGGCGACAUCCGAGGAGAACGCCGACGGUUUUGGCAAUAUCGUGUGGCUUACCGCGGGCUCGCUUCUUUGCCGGAGUCCAGGACCUCAGGGAAGGUCCCGAGCGAGCAAGCUCCUUCUUCUGGUAUGGUGGUUUUUCCUGGCAAUGAUCACCGUGCUGUACGUGUCCGCUUUCGUCGCCAUUAUUCAAACCGUGGUUUUCGGACUCGGUGCGGACGUUUUUACGGUGAAACGAUUCGUUCAGGACACAGCCGCCGGCGCAAUCGACGUGGGCUUUGUUCGUGAGGUCGUCCCGGGAAAAGUUCUCAAGACUCCACGAUCCGGUGAGUUUGCGACCAUCUACUCGAGAAUGCUCAGUAGUCCUCGAGGUCGGGCGGUUCCUUCGGUGGAAGACGGUGUUCAUGCCGUAUCGACCAACUUCGCUUUCCUCGGACUGCGAUCGCAAGUUGCCGCCUACAUCGACGAUUGCACCAAGCGGGCCUACGUUUUGACGCCCAACUUCGCCCCGUACUCGAUAAUGAUGCCGAAGAUGUCGCCGUAUCGCGACAUGUUCAACCAGGGUAUCGAAAGACUACGCGAGGCAGGGAUUCUCGCCGAUCUGCGGGACAAGUGGCUGAAUAGCGAUUCGCGCUGUAUGCAGGAUCAGCUCGAAGAAGAAUCCCCUCCACCGAUGAAAGUCUCUCCGGUGGCGGGAUUGUUCGGCUUCGUUCUCGGGGGCUUUCUGCUCUCGCUGCUCCUCGGAGCUAUCGAAUUCUUCGUGAAGCCGAAACAAGAUAACAGCAGUAAAGUUGAGGUGAGAACCCGGACGAGCGCGGCACAAAAGGCACUGUGGGACAAAAACCAGGACCAAGGCCUCCGACCGUAUACGCCCAACGAUCCUGCCUUGGGGAACGACGAAGAGUUGACCCUGAACCAAGGACAAAUGGUGAAUGGGACCCCAAAACAGGUCCGGAUGAUGGUCUAAGGCUGAAAGGCUACAUCACCAGCAGUUCAGAGUUGGACGAACACAUGAUAGCAAGCUCAACAGCGGCAUCUGUAUCUGAAGGAACCAUGCCCUACACUCAUCAUAUAAUGUACGGAGCUCCUCAGCCUCUACAAUGUUUCAGUCCCAUGUAGAUAAAUGAAUGUUGAUUAUGGUGCCGCGAGUCGUGGAAACACCUAGAUAGCAAUGAUCGUGACGGAUCCACUGUAUAGCGUCGCGUAAUUUCUGACAAUGACCGUCCGGUGACGUAAAGUAUCCAGGCUCAGAAAAGCUAUCGGACGGUCAUCCCUCUUGUGAUUCCAUGUAUAUAAGAUGAGAACGAACUCAGGAAACCAUGAUGUGUUGUAUAGGCAUCGGUCGUCAUCGGUUCGUAUUGGUUU